GGCCGCAUGUGACCGCCGUCACCUGACCAACAUGGCCGGGGCCGCCCCCGCCGCCGCCCGCCGCGGCUGAGACGCCGCCGCCAGAAUCCAGCAUGGAAGGCUUCCUGCAGAGUGUGGAGAAGGACCUGAACAUCGACCGCCGGCAGCUGGCCCCCGAGAGGACCCACGUCACCGCCUUCGUGCCGGCGAAAUGGCUGCAGAGCCUGAAGGAGCGCCGAGUGCUGCCAGCGGCCUGCCCGCGGCCCGAGGGGCUGAGCGAGGUGGAGGUCAGGACGUUCCUGCAGCACUCGGUGCAGAAACUCCCGGCGGGCUGGACACGGGUGGAGAUCCACGGGCUGCGCAAGGCCCGGCUGGGGUACCCGCUGCGGGCACAGCCCCCUGAGCAGCGCUGCGGCGGCAACGUGGACAGCCUGCACGGCUUCAUGCAGAGCGUGGCCACCCAGAACUACCACAACCUGUGGGGCCGGGCUCACGGGCUGUACGCGCGGCCCUACCGGCGCCCGGACGCGCCGCCCACGGUGCCGGCGCUGGACGCGCUGAGGGCUGCCCUGCACAGAGCCUACGGCUGCCCCGUCCUCCAGGUGGGCAGGAACGUGCCUGGCACGUCCCCUGCCAAGGAGAGCGUGGCCAAAGGGGCGCCUUUGUGCCCCAACGUGCUGCAGGCUGAGGCGCUGCUGGAGUCGGCCGACAUGCUGUACAUCAUCUACCCCUACGUGCAGUACUGCCUGCACGACAUUGUGACCUUCAGCCCGGCCAAGCUCACCAACAGCCACGCCAAAAUCCUCUUCCUCCUCUUCCACGUGCUGCAGGCCAUGAAGGCUUGUCACCAGGCGGGUCUGGCUUGUGGAGAUUUCUCUCUUCGGGACGUGGCUGUGGAUGAGAAGCUGUGCAGCCGGCUGCGUGUGAACUUCAGAGGGUACGAGGGACCGGGGCAGGAUGAAGAGAAUCUGGAGGGUGGUCUGGAACGAGAGAGCGAGCAAAGCCGCAUGCAAAGGCAGGAGGUGACAUGCAGUGCCUGCCAGAAGGACCUCCGAGACCUGGUGUUGCAGUGGGUGCACGGGCAGGUCAGCAACUUCGACUAUCUUAUGCAUCUGAACAGCUUGGCUGGGAGGAGAAUGGGAGACCCCAAUUACCACCCGGUUCUUCCGUGGGUGGUGGACUUCACUACCAAAAAUGGCAAGUUCAGGGACCUAAGGAAAUCCAAAUUCCGUCUCAACAAGGGGGACAAGCAGCUGGACUUCACCUAUGAGAUGACCAAGCAGGCGUUUGUUGCAGGGGGUUUGAGUGGGGAGCAGCUCCACGUCCCCCAUCACAUCUCGGACGUGCUCUCGGAUAUCACCUACUACGUGUACACGGCCCGCAGGACACCCAAGGCAGUGCUGUGCUGCCACGUCAGGUCCCAGUGGGAGCCCAACGAGUACCCAGCCAGCAUGGAGCGCAUGCAGAGCUGGACACCGGACGAGUGCAUCCCAGAGUUUUACACAGACCCCUCCAUCUUCCGCUCCAUCCACCCGGACAUGCCCGACCUGGAUGUGCCGUCAUGGUGCAGCUCCUACGAGGAAUUCAUCGAAGUUCACCGCAUGCUGCUGGAGAGCCGGGAGGUGUCCCAGGACCUGCACCACUGGAUUGACCUCACUUUUGGCUACAAGCUGCUGGGGAAGGAUGCAGUCAAGGAGAAGAACGUCUGCCUUCACUUGGUUGACAACCACACGCACCUGACGACCUACGGGGUCGUGCAGCUCUUUGACCAGCCCCAUCCCAGGCGCAUGGUGGGACCUGCCUACACUCCUGCUGAAGCUCCAGCCAUUGCCCGGCCUCUGCUCCAGAACAUCCGGGAAGCUGUGGUUUUGGAGGACGUCCAAGGCCAGGUGACGGAUGUGGUCAACGGGUUGGUCCUGGAGGCUAUUCCCAGUGAAACCACCUGGUCUGGGGAGAAGCCUAUUGCUGGUGAGGAUGAUUUGGAGCAAGGCACGGAAGCUCUGGAUUCCAUUUCUGCUCCCGGGAGAGCCCCUGACCAGCCCUGUGCCGCUGUGCCUCCAGCACAGCCAUCCACCCUCCCUGCUUACGCCACCGACGGCAAAUCCUCGGGGGUCCGACCGCUCCGUCGGAGCAAGGCAGGGGCUGUGGAUCAGCUCGACAUGAAGAUCACGCUUCCUGAAGGCUUCAAUCCACUCCAGGCCCUGGAGGAACUGGAGAAAUUGGACAAUUUCUUGGUUAAAGGCUUAAGCAGUGAGAUGCAGCUGAUGGAGCAGCCAUGGGAAGAGCCACCCUUGGGUCUCUCAGACCUCUUCCAGAGGGACAUGCAAGCUCUGGGCAUCCUGGUAGCUGAGAUUAUAUUUGCACCGAGGCUUCGUCCUUCGAAGCCCGACGCGUCCCUGUUGGAGCGGUUCCUGAUGGUGAGGAACCUUUGCUGUUACCAUCCCAAGGAGAUCCCGGCCCCGCUGCAGCACGUGCUGCACGUCCUGCUGCAGCUGAGCGUGCCCGUGGAGAAGCUGCUGAAGAGCAGGCUGGGCAAGGGCGCAGUGCAGUUGUUUGAAUACAAACCCAUCUCCCAGGGCCUCCCCCCACCCUGUCCCACACAGCUCCUCAGCCCCUUCAGCUCCAUUGUCCCCUUCCCCACGUACUUCCCAGCUCUGCACAAGUUCAUUUUCACCUAUCAGGCAAAGAAGAUCGAGGAUGAAGGGCAAGGCCGGGAGCUUGUUUUCCAGCUGUGGCAGCAGCUGGAGGGAAUCCUUUCUGAAAUCACUCCUGAGGGCUUGGAAAUUCUUCUGCCUUUCAUAUUAUCUCUGAUGUCUGAGGAAAACACCGCUGUCUACGCAGCGUGGUACCUCUUUGAACCCAUAGCUAAAUCCCUCGGCCCCAAGAAUGCCAAUAAAUACCUGCUGAAGCCCCUGAUUGGAGCCUACGAGACGCCCUGCUCCCGCCACGGCAGGUUCUACCUGUACACAGACUGCUUUGUGGCCCAGCUGAUCGUGCGCCUGGGGCUGCAGUCCUUCCUCCUGAACCUGCUGCCCCACAUCCUGCAGAUCCUCGUGGGCAUCGAGAGCUCGCGGGAGGAGAGCAAAUCCUUCCUCGGCACCGCCGAGGACGAUGAGAGCGGAGGGGAGAGCCCAGUGUCGUGUGUGUUUGGGGAGGAGAUCAAGAUGGAUGUGGAGCACAGCUCUGCUGCGCUCGACCUCCUGGACUACACCUCUGGGGUCAGCUUCCACGACCAGGCCUACCUGCCCGAGGGUGAGGACUUCCAGAGUGGCCUCUACGUCGGGGAAUCCCUGCAGCCCCAGGAGCAGGAAUCGCUCAGCCUCGGCCGGCUGAGUGACAAGAGCAGCGCCAGCGAGGUGUCCCUGGGCGAGGACAGACCUGCAGAUGGGGACUCCCAGAAGGACAAGAGCAGCUUGAAGUCGAUGGACAGCAGCCAGGACCUGAAGCAGAGCGAGGACUCCGAGGAGGAGGAAGAGGAGCAUGAGGAAGAGGAGCACGAGGACGCGGCGGUCGAUGCAGAGCUGACGGUGGUCGUGGAUGCUGCUGGGGCCUCUGUGGAUGUCACCCUGGCUGAUGACAGCAGCGAGCCAGAGGAUGGGGAGGGAGAGGAGCUGCCAGAUCUCUCUGACAAGGAGCAGACCAUACUGCUGGACACAGCCUGUAAGAUGGUGAGGUGGCUCUCGGCCAAGCUGGGCCCGACCGUCACGUCCCGCUUCAUUGCCAGGAACCUGCUCCGGCUGCUCACGUCCUGCUAUGUCGGCCCGACCAGGCAGCAGUUUGUACCGAGCAGCGAUGAGAACAGUCCCCUGAGUACAGGGAAUAUCUACCAAAAGCGGCCUGUGCUGGGAGAUCAGGUGUCCAAACCGGUGCUGGCCUGCCUCGUGCACGUGGCAUAUCUGUAUGGAGAGCCUGUCCUCACCUACCAGUACCUGCCCUACAUCAGCUACCUGGUUGCACCCGGCGGUAGCUCCAGCGGUGUCCGGCUGAACAGUCGGAAGGAGGCCGGGCUCCUGGCUGCUGUGACACUGACACAGAAGAUCGUGGUGUGUCUCUCCGACACCACACUGAUGGACAUCCUCCCCAAGAUCAGUCAGGAGGUGCUGCUCCCGGUGCUGGGCUUCCUCACUUCUCCGGCUGUCGGUUUCCCCAGUGGAGCCCAGGCCCGUGUUGUCCUGUGUGUGAAGACAAUCAGCCUCAUUGCCUUGAUCUGCUUGCGGAUUGGGCAGGAGAUGGUGCAGCAGCACCUGAGUGACACAGUGAGAACCUUCUUUGGGGCAUUCUCGCUGCUGCAGGAGCUGCAGGACCAGGGGUUGACAGCAGAGUCGCUGAGCAGCUGUGAGGUGCCAGUGAUGGAGGUGCCCCUUUCGGAUGGGAAGCUGCUGGCCCUGGAUCCAUCCGUGCUGGUGGAGUUGCAGAAGGUGUUCAACCCCGAGAUGGCCUACAUCACCUACAUCCCCUUCUCCUGCUUGCUGGGUGACGUUAUCCGGACGGUUGUGCCCAACUACUCGCUGGUUGAGAAGCUGGCCAGCCUCCACCUGGAGAAUGUGAACCCCCAGAGCCUGCAGGUCAUCAGCCUGGAACAAACACCGAGCGUGGUGGGCUCAGACCAAGACCUUCGAGGGGCUGAGCCCUUCUCCAGCCCCCAGGAGGACACUCACUCCGGCACUUUUGGGAGCGUCCUGGUGGGGAACCGCAUCCAGGUGCCCGUGGACACACAGCGGGAGGGUCUCGGCUUGCUGCGCCUCGGUGCUGGCACCGAUGGAUUCGUUCCCAGCUCGUCCAGCGAGGAGAACGCCCUGAAGCACGACCUGCCCCGCAGCACCCACAUGCUCUGUGGGAACUGGCUGGCCUACUGGCAGUACGAGAUCGGGGUGAGCCAGCACGACCCCUGCUUCCACUUCCACCAGAUCAAGCUGCAGAGUUUCUCGGGGCAUUCCGGGGCCAUCAAGUGCGUGGCACCGCUGGGCAGCGAGGAUUUCUUCCUGAGUGGCAGCAAGGACAAGACGGUGCGGCUUUGGCCGCUGUACAACUACGGGGACGGCACCAGCGAGGUGCCAGCGCGCUUCACCUACGCCGAGCACAAGAAGUCGGUGUUCUACGUGAGCCAGCUGGAGGCACCGCAGCACGUGGUGAGCUGUGACGGCACCGUGCACAUCUGGGACCAGUUCACGGGCAAACUUCUGCGGACUUUUGAUGAGUUAGACAGCAAAGUCCCCAUCACAGCUGUGACCACCAUGCCACCUCCCUAUCACAGCAUCUCUGUGGCCAGUGCAGACUCUGUGCUGAGGUUCAUUGACCACAGGAAGCCAGGAGUACAGCACGAGUUCCGCCUGGCCAGCGGCGUGAGCGCGGGGCUCAUCCGCUGCCUGGCCGUGAGCCCAAGCGGCCGCAGCGUCAUGGCCGGCUUCUCCUCCGGCUUCAUCGUGCUGCUGGACACCAGGACAGGGCUCAUCAUGCGGGGCUGGCCUGCCCAUGAGGGAGACAUCCUGCAGAUCAAGGCUGCAGAGGGCAACAUGCUGAUCAGCUCCUCUUCAGAUCAUUCCCUGACUGUCUGGAAGGAGCUGGAGCAGAAACCUUUGCACCACUACAAAUCUGCCUCCGAGCCCAUCCACGCGUUCGACCUCUAUGGUAACGAAGUGGUCACCGGCACUGUGGCCAACAAGAUCGGGGUCUACUCCAUGCUGGAGUCCUCAGCCCUGCCCACCAGCACGACCAAGCUGAGCUCAGAGAACUUUCGGGGUACAUUGACCAGCCUGGCAGUGCUGCCCACAAAGUGCCACCUCCUGCUGGGCUCGGACAAUGGCAUCAUCCGGCUCCUGGCGUAGUGGCCCCGGCCUGGCAGCUGAGGCUGUCCUGCAGUGCUGUGCUGGAGCUGGAAGCCAGCAGCGUGGCUUUUGGAGGAGGCAGAGUCAGAUGUUUCUGAGCAGAGGAUGCAGGGGGAGGUGUACUUGUUGCGUCUCUAACCUCUUUCUGUAUCUUGAAAAAGAAAAAAAAA
Messenger RNA from Pseudopodoces humilis (Tibetan ground-tit), 5974 nucleotides. RefSeq names its product WD repeat domain 81 (gene WDR81). Lineage: Eukaryota; Metazoa; Chordata; Aves; Passeriformes; Paridae. Gene Ontology annotation, molecular function: protein binding; phosphatidylinositol 3-kinase regulator activity. The record is from RefSeq and is a predicted model, not a curated record. Gene Ontology annotation, biological process: aggrephagy. Gene Ontology annotation, cellular component: mitochondrion.